GUGAAAACGUUUUGGCAUUGGAUCGACUACUUGGCGCAAGAAUCUGCCGCUGCUGGCAAGAGCCCAUGUUUCAUCAAUUUGGAUGAGACAAGCUUGCCACGCUUUAUGAAGAGACCUGCUGGUUUCAUUGCGCCGAGGCGAUUGUGGCUUGGAAAGCUUGCUCCACGUCGACCACUUCCAAAGGGCCAACGGAGAGGUGCUGUGACCCAUGUGGCCAUGAUUGCAAACUUAGAACGCGUUCAACCAAAGUUGCCACAAAUCUUCUUGUGCAACGAGCGUGUGGUCCCAGCUUGGGCCUUGAAAUCUUCAGACUUGUGCAAGCCCAACACUGUUGAGUUUUGGCGUGAAAAGUCUGGGUGGAACAACGUGGCCAAAAUGAAACGCAUUUUAGAGAAAAUUGCGGGCGCAAUGGUUGAGUUUGCAGACCUCCAGCCAAUUGUGCUUCUGGAUUGUGCACCUUGUCACAUACACCCAGAAGUUGCAGCUGUUGCAGAGGAAUUGGGGCUGUGGCUGGCGGUGACGCCAGCAAAGCUCACAUUUUUGUUGCAGCCCUUGGAUGUCUUUGCCUUUUCACCGUACAAAUCGUGCUUGGCCAAGUUGUUUGCUGCGCGCGAGAAGCCAGACGGUGAGCUGGGAGUUGCGGAGUGGAUGCAAUGCUUGUGUGACGCAGCGCGCAAAUUCUGGUGUUCCAGAAAAUGGCGCCCUGCUUUUGAACUCACUGGAAUUCUCUCGACGCGGCAGGCCCUGAGCCUGGAGCUCCAACAUUUGAACGUGUCCCGGCAUGCUGCUGCCCCGCUGUUGCCUCCAAGCCAAGAGAGCGUGGAAGCUAUUUUCCCGAAGGGUAAG
Molecule: messenger RNA, 846 nt
Organism: Durusdinium trenchii
Lineage: Eukaryota; Dinophyceae; Suessiales; Symbiodiniaceae
Source: the annotation of a GenBank genome assembly